GCCUGGUGGGGUCUCCUUCUCUCUUACUCCCUGGUGUUAACAUUAAGUUGAUUUUGAACUUGAUACCAUGGGUAAAGGUAGAAAAUAUAAACCUAAAAAGAAUUUUGCUGAGAAACGAAGAGAAAAACAGAAAAUGAAAGAUAAAUGGAACACCGCACCACAACGUUCCUACAAAGAAAUUAUUAGAGAAAAUAAGGAUUUUGAAGCUUAUUACAAAACACAAAAAAUUGUUCCUGAUGAACAAUGGACUAUAUUUAUAAAUAAAAUGAAAGAAAAUCUCCCAGUAGCCUUUCGAAUAACCGGAUCCAAAGCAGAAGCAAAAACUUUGUUGAAAAUAAUUAAAGGAGAUUAUUUUAAAGAAAUUCUCAAUAUUCCUAAUUCCAACAUCUGCAGUGAUUAUAAAGAUGCAAAACCUCAUAGUUUACCAUUUUAUCCAGAAGAAUUGGCAUGGCAGUUACAGCUUACAAGAAAAGAUAUAAGACGAUCUGAAGCCUUUUUUAAGUUGCAUAAUUUUCUUAUCACAGAAACAAACAGUGGUAAUAUUAGUCGGCAAGAAGUUGUCAGCAUGGUGCCACCUUUAGUUCUUGAUAUAAAUCCUUCUCAUAAGAUUCUUGAUAUGUGUGCAGCUCCUGGAUCCAAAACCGCACAACUGAUAGAAAUGAUUCACAGUGAUGAAAAAGUUCCCGUUCCUGAUGGUUUUGUAAUUGCAAAUGAUUUGGAUAAUAAUCGUUGCUAUAUGUUGGUUCACCAAGCAAAACGAUUGAAUAGUCCAAAUAUUUUGAUCACUAACCAUGAUUCAUCGGUCAUGCCCAAUUUCACUUUCACUGAAGCAGAUGGGAGUAAAAGAAUAUUAAAAUUCGAUCGGAUAUUAGCUGAUGUUCCAUGCAGUGGUGACGGCACAAUGAGGAAAAACCCAGAUAUUUGGUGCAAAUGGAGUCCAGCCAAUGGAAAUAAUCUUCAUGGAAUUCAGUACAGAAUUGCUAAACGUGGGGUGGAACUAUUAGAAAUAGGAGGAAAAAUGGUCUAUUCAACGUGUUCUUUAAAUCCUAUCGAAAAUGAAGCUGUUUUACAUCGACUACUUGCAGAAGCUGAGGGUUCAAUUCAUUUAGUGGAUGGUCAAAACUUCGUACCUGGAUUAGUGUACAAUCACGGUUUAACAUAUUGGCAACCGGCAUCGAAAAACUUGGAACAUUUUAAUUGUUGGAAAGAUGUUCCAGGACACUUGCAAACGCAAAUACGUCCAAAGAUGUUUCCUCCUAACAAAGAUGAAGCUGAAAAGUAUCACCUGGAAAGAUGCAUGCGGAUUUUACCACACCACCAAGAUACCGGAGGAUUUUUCGUAGCAGUUUUGGAAAAAAUUAAACCUUUGCCAUGGGAAAUGGACAAUUAUACACUUAGUGCUGUAAAUAUAGUUUUAAAACAGCCUUCUUCACAAAGUGAAGAAUAUGGAACGAAUAAUGAAGGUAAAAAGCGAAAUUUGGAAACUGAUAUGAAGCCUUGUGGUCCUCAGAAAAAACGUAAAAGGCUUCAAGGUUACAAAGAAGACCCUUUCGUAUUUUUCAAAAAUAAAAAUGAAGAUAUUUGGCCGUCUAUACAGGAAUUUUACGACAUUUCUGAUAACUUGAAUCCAGAAUGUUUAUUAGUGAGGUGUUAUGAAGGUAAAAAGAAAAAUAUAUACUUCACUUCUCCACGAAUACGAGAUCUUGUUAUGUGUAACGUAGACAAAAUAAAAAUGAUAAAUACUGGCAUAAAAACCUUCGUUCGUUGCGAUAACAAAAAUAUGAUUUGUGCAUUCCGAUUAGCUCAAGAAGGUUUGAAUAACAUAGUACAUUUCAUUGGUGACUGUCGUAAAAUUCAGAUAUUAAAAGAAGAUCUUAUUAUGCUUCUUCAAAAUAGUGAUCAUAAUAUCCCACCUGAAAUUUCCAAAUUAAAUGUAGUUACACAAGAACGUUUGAAAAGCUUUGCUAAAGGUAGUUGUAUUCUAAUUUACGAAGAGAUAAAUACUGCUAAUGAAUAUCCUUUAAAACUAAAAUUAGUAGGAUGGCGAGGAAGUAUGUCAUUAAGAGCUUACAUUUCUACUUAUGAUGCUAUUCAUUAUUUGCGCUUACUAGGUGGAGACUGUUCAAUGUUUGAAAAAAAUAAAUUUCAAGAAAAUCGUGAUGCCUUGGCUCUCAAAGUGAUUAAAGAUAAAGAAGCUGAUGAGAAUAAUUGUUCAAGACAAGAGUAAUGGAAUUAUUAUUAAAGAAGAUAAUAUUAUCCAAACCAAUUAGGCAAAAACUCACAGGAAAAAUUAUAAUCAUAUAUUCAUCAGUUAUCUGCAGUCACGCACUAAAAUACUGAAAUUCUAACAACCACAUUUUUGUUGAAUUAAUGAAAUUAAACAUAAUCACAAGUAAAAUUGAUGUUUCAAAUGAACCUUAAAAUAUAUUUUUUUCAUGUUUUUUUUCGACUUUACUACCAAACUUAAUUUUAUAAUUACAUA
Phymastichus coffea is the source of this 2482-nucleotide messenger RNA. It is a transcript of the gene Nsun2, whose product is annotated as tRNA (cytosine(34)-C(5))-methyltransferase. Gene Ontology annotation, biological process: tRNA methylation. The transcript is spliced from 11 exons. Gene Ontology annotation, molecular function: tRNA binding; tRNA (cytidine-N5)-methyltransferase activity. Bases 68 to 2227 code for a protein of 719 amino acids. The record is from RefSeq and is a predicted model, not a curated record. Gene Ontology annotation, cellular component: nucleus; cytoplasm. NCBI's taxonomy places the organism in Eukaryota, Metazoa, Arthropoda, Insecta, Hymenoptera, Eulophidae.